Messenger RNA from Linum trigynum, 312 nucleotides. Lineage: Eukaryota; Viridiplantae; Streptophyta; Magnoliopsida; Malpighiales; Linaceae. The record is from the annotation of a GenBank genome assembly.
AUGCUCCGCUCUGCCAUCGCCUGGAGCGACGGAACCCUCUCUGGGUUUCGUUCCCGUCACUACUCCGACCGAAUCUCGCCGCCGAGAGGGAAUGUGCCAAACGAGUACCUCAUGGCAGACAUGGCUUGCCCUUUUGAAGCAGAUUCGGAAACCGCAACAAUUGGGAAGUUCAUGACAGGGUUGAAGCACUUAGAGCUUCGAUUCUCGAGGUUAACGGCUAAAGGGAUCGAGUCGAUUAGCGAAGGGUGCUCGAAUUUGGAGUUCCUGGAUUUGUCAGGGUGUGUUAAUGUCAGGGGGACGCUGCGAGCUUGA